This is a messenger RNA of Penicillium pulvis, 1026 nucleotides long. RefSeq lists its product as uncharacterized. Bases 1 to 1026 code for a protein of 341 amino acids. The record is from RefSeq and is a predicted model, not a curated record. The transcript is spliced from 2 exons. Lineage: Eukaryota; Fungi; Ascomycota; Eurotiomycetes; Eurotiales; Aspergillaceae.
AUGCUGGGGUUCAUCCAGCGAACCUUCAAAAAGCCCCGCAUCGAAACCUACGGGCUAGACCAUGCCGUUCUCAAUAUCCAGCUCCCACCCCAAACAAUGUGGAUGAACAUGGGGUACUGGGAAUCCACAUCCGAUUUCCCGGAAGCUUGUCGAGCCCUGCUCGAUCAAGUCUUAGCAGCGGGUCUCUUGAAAGACCAGAGCCAAUCUGUACGGCUGCUGGAUGUUGGAUGCGGGUGUGGUGAUCAGUCACUUUAUUUGACUAGCCUUCACAAGGACUCUGUACCCACGGCAUUGACAUCAGAAUCUGGAUCUGGAUCCGGGUCAGCCUUUCAAGCUACACCGACAUCCUCACUUCCUCAAUCCAGAUUGCAACACGACCAAACUCCAUUGAUCGAUACAUACAUAGGUAUCACACUGGAGCCUACACAGGCAGCAUUAGCCAAGUCCGGGGUACAAGAAGCACAACAGAAAGCCUCAAAUCAAUCAGCAAAAAUAUUCUGUGCCGACGCCGCCAAUCCCGCAAGCUGGUCCGGAGAUCUCCAGGCCUCAGUCAAGGGACUAUCUACAACCUCACAAGACCCCAAUAUAGAGACAUGGCUCCUGGCCCUCGACACAAUCUACCAUUUCCGUCCAUCGCGUUGGCCAAUCAUCCAAUUUGCGCAUGAUACCCUCCAGGCUUCGUACAUGGCAUUCGAUCUCGUUCUCGCGGAUGAUGCCUCAUUUGUCCAAUGCCUUCUUAUGCGCAUGGUUUGCUGGGUCCUGGGCGCUCCGUUUGGCAAUAUAGUCACGCAAGAAGAAUAUCGACGUCUUCUUGUUAAUGUCGGGUAUGAGCCUUCUCAGAUUGAGAUGAGGGAUAUCUCGGAACAUGUUUUUGGGGGGUUGUCAGCAUUCUUGGGUAGGAGGAUUAAAGAGGCGGAGCCGUUUGGAUUGAAGAUGAGCAAAUAUCGGGGGGCUAGAGUUGUUUUUAAUUGGUGGGCUAAAACUGGGAUUAUCAGGGGGUAUGUGGUUGUUGCAAGGAGGUCGUGA